CUGGGACGAUGUGCCUGAUACACCCGUCACCAUUUACCAACCCUCGGAGGUCUCUUCUGAUUUGAGAGAGGUGUUCCCCAAGCAUUCCAAUCGGAGGGAGAAAGGCAGCGAUGACGGCCUUCGUGACGUUGGAAGACUCCCCAAUGUUCAGAAAGCAGAUUUAUUCAUUGGAGCAAACGACUGAUGAAUUAAAAGAUCGAUGUCACAAGUUUCACAAAGGAUGUAAGAGAUUUAUGGUAUCACUUGGUGAAGCCUAUUAUGGUGACCUUUCCUUUGCAGACUCAUUGGAAGCAUUUGGGGCUGGACAAGAUGAUCCUGUUAGUGUAGCCAUAGGAGGACCUGUAAUGUCAAAAUUCACUACUGCAUUUAGGGAACUUGGGAGUUAUAAAGAGCUUCUUCGCUCUCAGGUAGAACAUAUGCUGAGUAACCGUCUGAUGCAAUUCAUGAAUGUGGAUCUGCAAAAUGUAAAGGACUGUCGCAGGCGAUUUGACAAAGCUACAGCAGGGUAUGAUCAGGCACGUGAGAAAUUUAUGUCAUUAAAAAAGGGCACACGAGUAGACAUAGUUGCUGAAUUAGAAGAGAAUUUGCAGAACUCAAAGUCAGCUUUUGAAAGAUGUCGGUUUAAUCUAGUUAAUGCUCUUGCAAAUAUUGAAGCAAAGAAAAAGUUUGAAUUCCUAGAAUCUAUAAGUGCAGUAAUGGAUGCCAAUAUGAGAUACUUUAAGCAGGGAUAUGAGUUACUGAGCCAGAUGGAACCAUUUAUUCACCAGGUUUUGACAUACACUCAACAGUCAAAAGAAAUGAUUAAUGUUGAGCAAGACAAACUUGAAAAGAGAAUCCAGGAGUUCAGAACCCAAAGCGAACUUGCAAAUUUAAGGUCCUCCAGCAAUAUGCAGGCCACAACAAGUGGUGAUGGUAUUAAUGUAAUUGGUCUCAAUUCAUACAAAAAUAUAGAAGCCUUGAUGCAAUCUACUGCUAAUGGAGAGGUUCAAAUAAUUAAGCAAGGUUAUCUCCUUAAGCGAUCUUCAAAUUUGAGAGGAGAUUGGAAGCGGAGAUUUUUUGUACUUGAUAGCCAUGGGACUUUGUACUACUACAGAGAUAAGUGGAGUAAACAGCCGGGUGGUGAGAACAUUGGUUUUCACACUGUUGAUCUUCGAACUUCAACCAUUAAGAUAGAUGCAGAGCAGACAGAUUUGAGGUUCUGCUUCAGAAUAAUAUCUCCUGCAAAGACAUUCACGUUGCAGGCUGAAAAUGAAGUGGAUAGAAUGGACUGGGUUGAAAAAAUUAGAGGAGUUAUUACAUCACUUCUAAAUUCUACUUUAUCUAAUCAGCUUUCAUCUGGCGGCUUGGACAUGGAUGGUCACAGCUUUGCUGAUGCAAAUGGUGUUGAUGCUCAUUUGUUAGAGGAGAGCACAAAUACAAAAGGAUAUGAUAAUAUUUCGAAGAUUCUCAGGAGUAUACCUGGGAAUGAUGCUUGUGCUGAAUGUGGUGCUCCUGAUCCUGAUUGGGCAUCUCUAAAUCUGGGAAUUCUUGUGUGCAUAGAGUGCUCUGGAGUUCACAGAAAUCUUGGUGUUCACAUUUCGAAGGUGAGAUCACUGACAUUAGAUGUUAAGGUGUGGGAGCCAGCUGUUGUGGAUUUAUUUUGUGCUCUUGGAAAUGCUUAUUGUAAUUCUGUGUGGGAGGAAUUGCUUCUCUUUCAGGAUCAAAGGAUUGAUGUACCAAAUGUUGAUGGGCCAUCUGUCAAAAAGCCCACUCCCAAAGAUGCUAUUUCAAGAAAGGAAAAAUAUAUACAUUCCAAGUAUGUGGGCAAAUCUCUAAUAGUCAGAGAAACAAGCCAGUCUGAACUUCCUCUCAUUACAGUUCGCAUUUGGGAAGCAAUCAAAACUAAUAAUGUUCAAAUAGCAUAUCGUCUCUUUGUGGCAUCAGAUGCCUUUCCUAACACCAUAUAUGAUGAGGUGAAUAGUGAGCUUUAUCACAUAUCAGAUACACCCGUGAACAGAAAUAAUGGUUCCACAGAGAGGAAACAAUUUGAUCCUGCAUUAUGUCAGAAAAUCAAGGAUUCUGGUGAACCAGAGAGCUGUUUGGAUGGUUGUUCCCUAUUGCAUAUAGCAUGUCAUGUUGGUGAUCCCGUCAUGUUGGAGCUCCUGCUACAGUUUGGUGCUGACAUUAAUUUCCAGGAUUUUCAUGGGAGAACCCCUCUCCAUCAUUGUAUUUGCACAAAGAAUAAUUCUCUUGCUAAAUAUUUGAUAAGAAGGGGUGCAAGCACAUCUGCUAAAGAUGGUGGUGGCUUCACUGCUUUAGAAAGAGCGAUGGAGCUUGGAGCAAUUACCGAUGAAGAACUUUUUAUAUUGCUUGCUGGUCGCUAGUGAUGCAAGCAGCUGUUGUCCCUAGAGUUGAUCUUGUCAAUGCAGAAACAUAUUCCUUUACCAGCAUUUUGGAGCUGCCAGAUGGUAUACUUGUUGGUCGUUAUCCGAUUGUAUGUUCGAGGAUGGAGCACAGCACCUCAGCGAGAGAGGCUGUGGUACGCCAAUAGCCGGUCCUCGGUUCUCCAAAAUGUACUUGAAUUCAUGCAGCAAAAUAGGACUCUGAUAAGAAGUGAAUCCUAUGUCUUGGGUGAUUGAAGUUUGCAAUUCCCUGUCGAUGUAUUAUGUCUUCUGUUUCAUAUUUAUUGGAGAAAGGAACUGUUCUAAGAUUCUAUUUCAUGUGGUCAAACGCCAUGUACGAUCGGAUGGUAAACGAUGCUAUGAACAACAAUAUCAUUCUUCACAUUUUUCCUUC
This is a messenger RNA of Musa acuminata AAA Group (dessert banana), 2775 nucleotides long. Its product is annotated as ADP-ribosylation factor GTPase-activating protein AGD4-like. Bases 111 to 2363 code for a protein of 750 amino acids. The record is from RefSeq and is a predicted model, not a curated record. Gene Ontology annotation, molecular function: protein binding; GTPase activator activity. The transcript has 20 exons. NCBI's taxonomy places the organism in Eukaryota, Viridiplantae, Streptophyta, Magnoliopsida, Zingiberales, Musaceae. Gene Ontology annotation, cellular component: cytoplasm.